CCAUUCUGUCUAUGAGAAUUUAUGCAAACGUCUAUUGCCUUUCACACUGUCCUGAUUAUUCAAGUCAUAUUAGACUUUGGACAUAUGGACUGUUUGCCAAUAUAAAUGAUUUUGCUCCUGAACUGGUUGCAUUGUGUGGAUUAUCUCCCAUUCCCAGAGAUGAUACUUAUCAAAGCAGAGACAGAGAUGGAUGAAGUCAUGAAAAAAAAGCUUGCAAAAGUUGGAUGAAUCACUGAGACAUCCUGAGGCUGCUGCUCUAUCAACAAGCAGGAAGAAGAAGAAAAAGGAAAAGAAGAAAAAAAUCCAGCAAGAAGUGGGGUCACAAGAAGGUGAGGCUGCAAGAUGAAAGAGGAACCGUAUCCAGACACUGUAGUGAAAUCCAUUGAAGAAUCAAACUCAAGUGUGCAGCCGUUCACACCGCCUGCUGAGAACUCAAGAAGGUGGCAUCAAACCAGCCUUCGUUGGAGACCAAAGCUUGAGAAGCUAGCUAACAUGGAUGCUAACAAGACAUAUAAGCUGGGAAGUCUUACUCUUGUCAUUGACCCUAAAUUUCUGAUUGCUAGGGGAAGUGAUGGAACACAAGUUUUUCUUGGUUUGAGGGAUGACGGCACAGAAGUGGCUGUGAAACGAAUGGAUAAGUUUAAUUACCAAGACCUCAAAAAUGAGGAGGAAUUUCUACGCCUUCCAGAACUUGAAAGUACCUCCAUUGUGCGAUAUGUGGACUUUGCUGAAGAUGACAAUUUUGGAUAUCUUGCUCUUCAGCUUUGUGAGUACACACUGGAGGAAUAUAUCCAAGAGCAUUUACCAGAUAAUAGCGCUGAGAGAAGUUUGGUUCUGAAGAAGCUGGUGAAGGAAGUUCUCUGCAGCUUACAGGUUUUACACCAACCGCAGACCAAAGUGCUUCAUCGGGACAUCAAACCCCAGAAUGUUCUGAUUGACAUAAAAGGAAAGGCUAAAUUGGCUGAUUUUGGCAUAAGUCGCCGACUGAAACAGGGCGAAACCACCAAUACGCAACAAGCAUUGCUGGAACUAGAUGCUGGAAGGCAAAGGAGACCAUAA
Megalobrama amblycephala (Wuchang bream) is the source of this 1059-nucleotide messenger RNA. RefSeq names its product serine/threonine-protein kinase/endoribonuclease IRE1-like. Lineage: Eukaryota; Metazoa; Chordata; Actinopteri; Cypriniformes; Xenocyprididae. Gene Ontology annotation, biological process: protein phosphorylation; IRE1-mediated unfolded protein response; intrinsic apoptotic signaling pathway in response to endoplasmic reticulum stress. Gene Ontology annotation, cellular component: IRE1-TRAF2-ASK1 complex. Bases 343 to 1059 code for a protein of 238 amino acids. The transcript is spliced from 2 exons. Gene Ontology annotation, molecular function: protein serine/threonine kinase activity; RNA endonuclease activity; ATP binding. The record is from RefSeq and is a predicted model, not a curated record.